AUGUUAAAAUCAUUUUUAGGUUUAGUAACAUAUUACAUUAAAUUUGUUCCAAGAGCAGCGGACAUUCUUAAACCGUUAUACUCAUUACUAAGACAAGAAAAAAAAUGGCUAUGGUCACCAGAAUGUGAUCAAGCAUAUAAUAACAUAAAAAAAAUGCUUAUCUCAAGUCCUGUGUUAGCACAUUAUGACCAAAAACUUCCCAUAAAACUCACGGUCGAUUCUUCGUCAUACGCACUAGGUGCAAUCAUAUCGCACACUUAUCCUGACCACUCAGAAAGACCAAUUGCAUAUGCAUCACGAGUAUUGUCAAGCAGUGAAUGCAAAUUUCCACAAAUCGAAAAAGAAGGUCUAGCCAUAAUUUUUGGUGUUCAAAAAUUUUACGAUUAUUUAUACGGUAGAAAAUUUACAUUCGUUACUGGUCACAAACCAUUAAUCCACAUAUUUGGAGAAAAAAAAGGAAUACCAAUUUAUGCGGCAAAUCGCUUACAACGUUGGGCAUACGUUCUUUCUUCAUUCGAUUUUGAAAUUAAGUAUAUUAAAUCAGAAGGAAAUACUGCUGAUUUUUUAUCCCGCAUUAAAACAAACCAAUGCAACAAUAAUAUUAAUGAAUAUGACGACGCUCACAUAAAUUUUAUUCACGAACAGUCACCAUUUCCGCUAGAUUGGCACAAAAUUAAAAUUGAAACGAAAAGAGAUCCAAUUACCUCUAGAGUAUUACACGCUACAAAAACAGGUUCAUGGAGUAAUGACUUUUCAAUAAAUUCCGAAUUAAACUCGUAUAAUACACGCAAAACAGAAAUUACUGUUGAACAAGAUUGUUUAUUUUGGGGCUAUAGAGUAAUCAUACCAACCAAAUUCCGUAUGUCAAUUCUAACUGAACUGCAUUCUUGUCAUAUUGGCAUGUCGAGUAUGAAAAGCAUUGCGCGUUCGUAUUUCUGGUGGCCUAGUAUAGAUAAAGAAAUUGAGGAUAUGGUCCGAAACUGCAAUGAAUGCAUAAGUGCGAGACCUAAUCCUCCUAAGUCAGUACUAACUCCGUGGAAAUGGCCACAAAGACAAUGGACGAGAGUGCAUUGCGAUUUCUUAGGUCCGUACAAAAAUAAAACAUUCUUAAUUAUUGUCGAUGCAACCACAAAGUGGCUAGAAGUUUUUCAAGUAAAUUCGAUGACAGCACAAACGGUCAUAACAAAACUGUCUGAGUUAAUUGCACGUUUUGGCAUUCCCAGAACAAUAACAACUGACAAUGCAAAAUGUUUUAAUGGCGAUGAAUUCCAGUCAUAUUGCAAGACACUAGGUAUCAGGCACUUGACAGGGGCACCUUUCCACCCAGCCUCAAAUGGAUUUGCCGAAUCUGGAGUAAAAAUAGUUAAGCAAUUUUUUAAUAAAUGUUCAACAUCAUUACACCAUUUGAAUAAAUUUUUAUUGAUGUAUAGAAAUACUGUACACUCAACCACAAAUGAAACGCCAGCAAAACUUAUGUUUGGCCGCUCAACACGAAAAAGAGAUAUUAAUAUAAAAGAGGGUGAUUUGGUAUUAGUUAAGGAUUAUCGAAAUAAAAAUGAAAAUUGGCAAAAAGGAAAAAUAACAGAAAACAUUAGUAAAAACACUCAUAAAAUCAUACUAGACGAGGGUUCUGAAUGGAUAAGACACACUGAUCAGAUAUGGCCACACAACCAAAUAAAUAACUCACUGUCACCUACACCAGCUAGACAAGCAAAUGAAAAUUCUAAAAAUACUGAAACAGUAGGUGAAAAUCAAAAUCCCGAUCCGGCCGAUCCCGUAAUAGUAAAUAAAACACCCAGACCAUUUAGAUCUAGAAAACCGCCUCAGCGAUAUUCUCCAAGUGAUUAUGCUUAG
Messenger RNA from Macrosiphum euphorbiae (potato aphid), 1854 nucleotides. The record is from the annotation of a GenBank genome assembly. NCBI's taxonomy places the organism in Eukaryota, Metazoa, Arthropoda, Insecta, Hemiptera, Aphididae.